Rhinocladiella mackenziei CBS 650.93 is the source of this 1638-nucleotide messenger RNA. RefSeq lists its product as uncharacterized. The transcript has 2 exons. The coding region runs from base 1 to 1638 and encodes 545 amino acids. Lineage: Eukaryota; Fungi; Ascomycota; Eurotiomycetes; Chaetothyriales; Herpotrichiellaceae. The record is from RefSeq and is a predicted model, not a curated record.
AUGGCUACUCGACCAACGCAGGCGGAGCCUUUCCCAUCAUACAGAUCAGAAGUUGAAGAUGUUCCAUACGAGAGACCUCGAGAUGAAUCCAGCAAUAACAGCAGUCGGAGAGCUUCCAUCACCUCCCGUCUGUCCAAAUCUACCACUCGAACGCGAGCACGGACGUCGUCCCUGAUCCAGUCUUUUGUCGAAAGCAAUCCACCCUUGGGCAUGUGGCAGGCGACUGGCGAAGUUGGUUCCAAGAUUCCCACUCUGCCAGAAAUCAGAAACGGGGCAUUCGCCGAUGAAGGAUGGACACAUGAGGGACAGAUGGAACAUCGAGGAGCGAACCCGCAUGAAAUCCACCGACGCAGAGUAGCACGGACAAGCUCUACAAGCACUAGGACAAGGAAAGGUUCUCUUUCCGUAGGGACUGGUGCCACCCCGACCAUCGCGGAGGAAAGACAUGAGUAUUUCCCCCAAAGGGCCUCGAUAUCGGUGCAGGAGCCCUUGUUCGAGGAGGAGGCGUAUACGCAGUCUCGCGAUCAAACGGACGAAAUCCAGCAAGUACACGGUAUCCCCGAAAAGGUCGCAGACACAUCCACGGCCUCAACACAACGCGAGCCUUCUGGACCGCAAACCGUACCGGUCCAAAUUGGACCUGAUGAAACGGGUACAUAUCCAAACGGAUACCGCUUUCCCAAAAAGCACACCUGGACGCAAUCCACCAUGAUUGGAUUACGGGCGUUCUGGAAAUUCUUCCUCACGCCGUUUGGCUUUCUCGUGACCAUCUACGGGUUGAACGUUGUGGGCUGGGGCGCCAUGAUCUUUUUCGUUCUUCUCAAAGCCGCCCCGGCCAUGUGUCAUCCAAACUGUGAGGACGACAGCAGUGCACGCCAGAAAUGGAUCGAGAUCGACUCGCAGAUCCUCAACGGCUUAUUCUGCGUGACGGCGUUCGGCCUUUUGCCCUGGCGAGCGCGUGAUUUCUUCUACCUCAUGUGCUGGCGAAUUGGCAGAAGCGAGCGCUCCCACCGCCGCCUCGCAGGCAUUUAUCGGGGGUGGUACCGCUUGCCCGGCUCUGAUAAGCUAGCCGAAGAUAUCGGCCCACCACCCGUGUACAACAAGAAAAACCCACGCACACCCGAAUCUCCUCCUCCUUACACUGACGAGGAGAUUGCCAAACUCGAGGAAAACCCUGCAAUCCCCAUCCCAGCGACGUCCAUGCCUGAGCCGCCCUUGACCGGGAUCCGAGCAAGGCCGUCCAAACCGUGGACCAUCGACUUCGUUGUGUGGAUGUACAUUCUCAACACCGCCUUUCAAGUUUGCUUGUGCGUGUGGAUGUGGAAUUGGAAUCGAUUCAACCGGCCUGAAUGGGGUACUGGGCUUUUCAUUACACUGGGAUGUCUUGUCGCCAUUUUUGCCGGUGUACUUGUUUUCGUCGAGGGCUCCAAGGUCAAAAAGAUCGAGGGCAUUCCGAUCCAAGAAUACGAUGUGUUGGAGUCGGUGGAAGAUUACCAAGAGCGCAAGGCCAAGGAGGAUAAAAAGGGGGCCAAAAAGCAGGCACGGCAUGAACAUCACCACCAUUUCAGACAUGGUGGCUCCCACAAGGUCGUCCGGUCGGAGAAGUUGAAGGGCCACCAGUGGUUCACCCGGCAUUAG